AUGGCCCAUUCAACGCCCAAUAUCUCCGAGAGCGAAGCAGUUGUCCAUCUGCAUAGCGCCACCUCCAUCGUUGGCGAUGAACGGCUCUCGUCGACUGCUGUCUGGAACGCGCUCAUCGACACGUCGACCUGGCCGCGCUGGAACGCGUUUGUUCCCCGCGUGACGAUCCGGGAGCAGCCGUCGCAACAAGCCACGAGUGCUGGUUCUCAUCGUGAUGAUGAAAGUGGUAAUAAUGCAGGGCGACAACUAUCGCCAAUCCUCCAACUCGGGACGAGGAUGACCUUCCACGUCGACAUGUCUGCGGGGGCAUCUUCUUCAUCGAAGAAUAACAAGAAUAGCGACAGUCCUAGAAACCUGCAAGAGACGCCCCUCGUCGUCACCGUCUUCGAACCACCCGAUUCCGCGAGCAAGAAGCCAGGCCGGAUUGUCUGGGCGGGCGACAGCACCGGUCCAGGCGGGUUCUCGGAGUGGUUAUUGCGGGCGGAACGGACGCAUGAGAUUUACGAGGAGACAAAGACAGAGGAUGGAAGAGUCCAGGUCCGCGUCACGAAUAGGGAGCUUCAGACGGGCGUGUUGGCGUAUGCGGUGCGGUGGAUGUAUGGGCAGACAUUGCAGAGAUGUUUUGAGAGGUCGGUGGAGGAUUUGAGGAGUCGAACUAUGGAGCAGGAAAACGGGACAGGAUCCAUGGAUACGAAUGGGAACACGGCUGUCAUACGGAGUAUUACUCCGUAG
Molecule: messenger RNA, 732 nt
Organism: Rasamsonia emersonii CBS 393.64
Lineage: Eukaryota; Fungi; Ascomycota; Eurotiomycetes; Eurotiales; Trichocomaceae
Exons: 2
Coding region: 1-732 (243 amino acids)
Source: RefSeq, a predicted model, not a curated record